GGUGGGAGGGGGGCGGGCGAGGAGGCUCCGCCAGGGACUCAGCCCCAAACCCAGGGGAGUAAACAUGGAAUAACGAGGGUAAACGGGAGGAGGACGAGGGAAAGGAAUAAGGAAAAAGCAGGACCAGGUUUCCCACCGCCACCACCACCCCUCGUCUGUUUGCCGGGGAGGGGGAGGGGGUGUGUGCAAGGGCGCCACAUCCUGAAGCAGCCGCACCCCAAAUUUCGUUCCUGCACCGCCCCCCCCCAUCCUCCCUCCACUUCCAAUUCCAACAAAAACUGACAUCCAAAGGGGCCAGGAGAGCGGCCUUGAGAAGCUCAGGGGGGGACUGCGGAGAGACGCCAGGGGAUUGGGAGGGACCGAGGCGCCCGCGCCUUGGGGCAACGUGAGGGAAGGCGGUCGUCGCUGCGCCCCCGCCCGGCCCAGCCAGCGGUGCCUCCCCCGCCAGGCGACAGCAGCCCGAGGGGGGAGGCAGAAGCGCCUCCUCCCUGCCGAGAGCCGAGGCGACGACCGAGGGGGAGGAAGACUCCUCACCUUGCCCCCGAUGAGGGGCGGAUCAUGCCAUGGCAGCGCCGGCGAGCGACAGCGGCGGCGGCGGCGGCGAGCGGAGCCCAACCAGCAGCCCCGGGAGCUCGACAGGAGCCGGGGUCGCCGCGGCGGGAGCCCGGGACGGCGGGGACGCGGCCGCUCGGAGCGCCGCCGUGACCGUCCCCGGCCUGCCUCCGCUCGAGGACUACGAGUGCAAAAUCUGCUACAACUACUUCGACGCGGACCGGCGCGCGCCCAAGCUGCUGGCGUGCCUGCACACCUUCUGCCAGGAGUGCCUGAGCCAGCUGCAGCUCCGCGCCGCCGCCGCCGCCGCCGCCGCCUCUGCGAGCGCCGCGCCUGAGCGCCCGCUGCGCCCGCCGCCCUGGCACGGCCCGCCCGGCGCCAUCGCGUGCCCCGUGUGCCGCCACCGCACGCCGCUGCCCGACAGCCGCGUGCACGGCCUGCCCAACAACACCAAGCUCGCCGAGGCCUUCCCUCUGGCCCUGCGCGCCGCGCACGACCCGCUGCCCCAGGACCGCCUCCCGCAGCUGCCCGCGCGCCGCGCCGCGCCCGCCGCCGCCGCCCUGCCGCCCGCCCCGGCCGCGGCCCCGCCGCCGCCGCCCGCGGAGGACGCCGCUCGCGAGCCCCGCGCCCGCGCCGGCCUGCGCGCCCCGGGCGCCUACGAGAGCUGCCAGAACUGCAAGCGCGCCGCGCUCACCGCCGGCUGCGUGUGCGUCGUCUUCUCCUUCCUCUCCAUGGUGGUGCUGCUCUUCACCGGCCUCAUCUUCGUCAACCACUACGGCGGCGGCGGCGGCGGCGGCGGCGGCGGUGGCGGGGGGGCACCUCCCGGCGGCGGGGCGCCCCCUGGCGCUGCCCCCGCUGCCGGGUCGCCCUCGCCCGUGGGGCCCAUCUGUCUGUCGGUGGCCAGCAUCCUGGCGCUCUUCUCGGUCGUCGUCACUUGGGUCAUCUGUUGGCUCAAGUACCGGCCCGAGGGCGCGGCCGCUGGCUCGGCGGGGGGCGGCGGGGGCGGCCCGAGGGCGCGGGCGGCGGCUGGCGGCGGCGCGCGGAGGAGCGACACGUAAAGGGGCCUCAAGCCGGGCCUCCGCCAGCACCUCCAGCCCCCGCGCGGCCGGAGAUGGGGGGGGGGGCUCCGGCUCCGCGCGCUCGAGCUGCGCCCCCUCCGUGCGGCACCGGGACGCCCGGCCACCACCGGGCCUCCCACGCCCCGCCUCCUCCGCGCGGGGUCGGCGACGGACCCCGAGGAGGCGGGGAUGCUGCUGGGGAGUCCCGUCUCUGUGGACUGUGCAAGAUCGCCCUCCGCUUCACGCACCACCCAGGUCCUCGCCAGAGUGCACGGCCGUCCCUCCCCCGAGUCCGAGGAUUUGCAAAGAGAAGGAGAAGAGGAGUGGGCCCCCCGCCGCCCCGCCCGAGAGCUGAUUUUCUGGCUGUCGCGACUGGAGAGUUUCAGGGGAGAGGUGCGCGCGCGCACGUCUGCCGCAGUUGUGAAAGGACUUGAAUUGUCCAGAGCAAGGAUGAAUGAGAUGUCCACGUGAAAGAAGGGUGUCCCCGCUUCCUGGCUGUCCUGGAAGGCGAGUGAGCCCGGGGCGCUGAGAGUGAAGUCCACUCCCCGGGGACACCAAGCGGGAGAGCGGGGCGGCGGCACACGAGGCCAGCCGCGCGCAGCUGGGCGCCCCCCGCCCUCCCCGGCAGGUGCGCAGCGCGCCUGCGCGCUGGGGCUGCCGCCACUCAGCCGACGGGAGAGGUGGCGGCGCGCGCAGGGCUGCCGGUGCCGCGGCUCCCAGCUCGGCGGAGUCCAGAAGUCCCAUCCUGAAAACUUAGGAUUGUUUUAUUCACAGUGUUACUAUACCAGGAAGUCAUUUCAUCUUCUGUAACUGGACUCAGGGAGCUUAAAGAGCCCGUUCUCUCUUCUCCUCUCAAAACUGACUUACUGUUGCCCCCACCUGGAAGAUACUGAGAGCUAUUCGCGCAGAAUAUAAGCUGUAGGCUUCCUCUGCCUUUUUUCUUCAUUUCGUUUUUAAAAUAAUUUAUUCUAGAAUGUAUACAUCUGGAAAUUUUGUGCAUUUAAAUUUCCAGGGAAGUGUUUGAUAAGCAGUAAUAUUUCUCCCGUACCUCCAGUCCAAAUACAUUUCAAGAUUAGGAGCAGAAAAUAAAGGCGUGUUAGUGAUUGGUUCAAGAUUUUAUACCGUGAACAACUACUGACUUUCAAUUAUCUGAUAAAAUAGAAAAUAGCUCCCAAAGACGAAACUGACAAGUCUUUCUUCCUCUGAUUACAAAUAUAUGUCACACUUACCGGGAAAAUAUUAUUUUGAAUUUAACUGUUUGAUAUUGGAAAUCACUGAAAGGUUCACAUCGGUCAUAUUAGAUGAAAAAGAAUACAUAUCUACCUGAUUUUGUAACUAAAAAGAUGUAUUACGAGUGUAUGUUGCAGGUGGAUUAGAUGCCUUUUUAAAGAAAAAAAACCCACUGUUUCAAAUGUAUUUUAUAUGAAAACAUUCUUUAUUCCAUCUCUUCAAAUUUGGAAUAAGACAAAGUUUUCAUGUCUGAAAAUCACAGAAGCUGUUGAGGGUAUGCUAUUAUUCCUCAUGUAUUUAAUGCAAGCUGUCUGCAUGAUAUCCUGACAUUAUUCUAUUAACUGAACUUGAAUGGAGCAUUUGUAUCUAUCAUAGAGUGAAGUAAUUUAUUGGUCACUGAUAAGUGAUAUGGCUGCAAUUUAGGAAUUGCAAUAUGGUGUGUUUUAUGUCUGCGUUGUCUUAAUAAAAACAAGAAGCAUUUAUAGAAAAAAA
Messenger RNA from Felis catus (domestic cat), 3332 nucleotides. RefSeq names its product forkhead box protein D1-like. The coding region runs from base 564 to 1610 and encodes 348 amino acids. Lineage: Eukaryota; Metazoa; Chordata; Mammalia; Carnivora; Felidae. Gene Ontology annotation, biological process: protein ubiquitination. The transcript has a single exon. Gene Ontology annotation, molecular function: ubiquitin protein ligase activity. The record is from RefSeq and is a predicted model, not a curated record.